Messenger RNA from Gracilinanus agilis (Agile Gracile Mouse Opossum), 948 nucleotides. It is a transcript of the gene SPIB, whose product is annotated as Spi-B transcription factor. The record is from RefSeq and is a predicted model, not a curated record. Gene Ontology annotation, biological process: regulation of transcription by RNA polymerase II; cell differentiation. The annotation marks the transcript as partial. Gene Ontology annotation, molecular function: DNA-binding transcription factor activity, RNA polymerase II-specific; sequence-specific DNA binding. Gene Ontology annotation, cellular component: nucleus. Lineage: Eukaryota; Metazoa; Chordata; Mammalia; Didelphimorphia; Didelphidae. The transcript has 2 exons.
UUCUCCAGUCCCGGCUUGUCGGAGGAUGAGGAGUUCCCGCUGGACAGCCCGGCCUUGGAGGUGUCCGACAGCGAGUCCGACGAGGCCCUGGCGGCGGCCGGAGGGGAGGGGAGAGGAGGCGACGCAGGGGCCCGGAAGAAGCUUCGCCUCUACCAGUUCUUGCUGGGGUUGCUGACCCGCGGGGACAUGCGGGAGUGCGUGUGGUGGGUCGAACCCGGGGCCGGCGUGUUCCAGUUCUCCUCCAAGCACAAGGAGACCCUGGCCCGCCACUGGGGCCAGCAGAAGGGCAACCGCAAGCGCAUGACCUACCAGAAGCUGGCCCGGGCCCUGCGCAACUACGCCAAGACCGGGGAGAUCCGCAAGGUCAAGAGGAAGCUCACCUACCAGUUCGACAGCACCCUGCUGCCCCCCGCGCGGGCGUGAGGCCGCGCCUCCCCGCCCGGCUCCGACUGCUCGGCCGGAGUCCAAGGAGGGCUCCUGCCUGGGCGCUUCCCAGCCUCGUUCCCCCACGCUCUCCUCUGCCAUUUCGGCUCUGACUCCGCCGGAGCUCCAGGGCGCUACUGCCCUCCCGGCCUCAGUUUCUCCCUAAGGGAGUUUGGUCAGAUGGUGUGGAAGGUCACGUGCUGGAAUCCCAGACGGGGCUGAAGGGGGCCUGAAGGGGAGCCGGCCGUGCGGGAAGCCCUUCCGAGGGGGGGGGACCCCGGGGGCGGCGGCGGGGACCCCCCCCAGCAGAACUUCCUCUGGGCUUGCUGCCCACCGUGUGCCUCGGCCGGUGUCCCCGGAGCCCUGCAGCCCCGGGAGGGGGGGGCCGAGAGUGGCCAAUCCUCAGUCAGGACCACGGCCAGGCCCCGCCGCUCCUUCCUACCCAGAGCCUAGAGAGGCCCAGCAGCCACCUGGGGCUGCGCAGGCCGCUCAUUGCCAGUCAUGGACUUUGCAAAUAAAAGAUGA